AUGGGCGGUACAUCGGACGAGUGGAACCGCAGGUGGUGGGAGGAGGAAGGCGACGACGAUAGCUGGGCAACUGUAGCAUCCGCACCUGCCGCACCCUCCGCGCCCUCCGCACCGUCCGCGCAAGACAACGACACGCGGGAAGAGAUCGCAGCGGCCAGCGAGAACAGCUGCAACAGGGAAAGCAUUAGGGAGAUCUCGAGGUUUAGGGGUUCGGGAGAGGGAGCCGAGGAAGGUCAAGAAAUGGUCGUUCUUCGCGAGGACGACGGCAGCCGGUGGGACUCGGAAGCGGAGUCACGCGUGCCGCUCCUGGGAUCCACUGGUCCCACGAGCGGGGUGCGCGAGAGAGCAUCAGCCGCAGCAGCAGCGGCAGCAGGUGGCUGGUGGGGAAGGGCGGCUGUCAGUCAAGGCUCUGAUAGAAGAGUGCCGGAGUUAGACCAGUCGGGCGGUAAUGGGAAUAUUAGUGAUCUGCUUGGCAGCGAUGGUCGGGGGGCUGGGGCUGGAGAUGGGGAAGGUGCGGAAGCGCAUGAGGGAGAUGGGUCGGAGGGCGGGAUGCGCAGAAGACGGCCGUGGAAGUACCAGGAACGGGCGACGGGGGAUGCUGAAUUCAAAGAAGAUCUGCGCUCGUGGGCGUUCAGCAACGGGGAGAGCUUGGCGAAGCCGCAGCAGUCUGGCGCGGGGAGUGCCGAUGAACAGGCGGAUGCAGGCGGGGGGGCGAAUGGCGGAGGAUCGUUGGUGGAGUCUCGGCUGGGGGACCGCUGGGGCGAUGUGGAGCUGAUGGCGCGGGAGGUAGCCUUUGCUUCGGAUAGAGAGGGAUCGGCAGGGGACAGGGGGGAAUCUGCAGAGGCACAGGGGUCGGGAGAGAAAGAGGAGUUGGACAGGCCGGUUGAACGGGAAAGCUCAGGAACGCAAGGUAGUGGUGGUGGUGGUGGUGGUGGUGGUGAUGGUCCUGGUGAAGGAGAAGGUGAAGGUGAAUCAGUGGUGGAGUGUGUGUCUGGUGCCGCUGGUUCUCGACCUGUUUCUGCCUACGGCAAUGCUACAUUCUCCUCCUCUGGCUCGUCGCUCAAUCUAAGACCAAACGCAUCAGCAGUGGCAGCAGCAACGGCGCGGGCAUCAGGGCUGGACGAGCUGAUGGAGCUGGGCGCAUACGACGACCUGGACCUGCACUCAGUCAUGGCACUCUCGGACCUCGUGCGCCAUGCCCCCUCCUCCGCCGCUUCCGCCUCCUCCUCCUCUGCUCUCAACCCCACGGGGCAUGCGGGGAUUGGUCAGUCGGCAUCAGCGUCGGCGUUGGGAGCUGGGGUGUAUAAUCGGCGUGUGGACAGGCAGAUUCCACGUGCAGCAGUUGUCGCGCUUCAAGCUGCUGCUGCUGCCAAGACCAGCUGGCCGCUCAACCUGCAAGCUCGGUCGGGUCUGCACUUCCCCCCGCCACCCCAUCUGGGCACAGCGUCGCACGCGUGUGACAAGUGCAGCCUGCGCUUCUUCUCGCCGCUCAACCACCGCCGCCACAUCCGCGUGCACCGCAAGAUGCUGCGCACCGAGAAGGUUGACCUGAGGGGCAUCCGAGGAGACCUGGCUCUCUUCCUGAACAAGCUGGGAAUGCCAGCAGUUCUCGACCACAUAUCGCUUCAGGCCCUCUCGGUAGAGGGCAUUCAGCUGGUGGACCGGCUGUCCUCUCUUGUGGACAACCAUCGCUUCCCCUUUGUCUCGCCCAUCGCACCACCGCUCCCACCGUACCUCAAGCUCGGCCCAGACCUCGUCGCGGUGGUGUUGAACAAGCAGCUGCUAUCAGAGGAGGACCUCUUCGCCAUGCUGGAUGCGGCCAGUGAGAACACUUUCCUGCACGGGGGCACGUCCCCUGCCGUGCACCGCUUUGUCUUCCAGCCCACUGCCACGCCCAGCAGCAGCAGCGGUGGUGGUGGUGGUGGGGUUGGUGGCGCAGGCGGUGGCAGCAGCGGGAGGAUCAAAGUGAUGCGUCUGCAUGAUAAGGACCUCGUGGCUGCUCUCGCGUUCCUGCUCGAACAGAAGCUUGUGGAUGCAUACAUGGCAGCGCGAGAGGCAGCAGCACUGAAGCAGCAGCACCUGCUGGUGGAGGAGGAAGCAGCUGCCAUGCACAAUCCUGCGCUUCUGCUUGCUGUCCGUCCCCUUCUUUCCCCGUCCACUGGCAGGCGGGCGCUCCUGCAGCAGCGCAGACGGAAGAAACGGCAGAGGCAGAAGGGAGGAGGCAAGGCGGCAGACAAAGCGGGUCAGCAGGGUUCCAGAGGUGACCGUGGUGUGGGGUUGACGGGCAGUGUUGGGACCUGGAGGAAAGGUGACGACUCGGAGAAAGAGGAGGAAGAGGAGGAGGAAGAAGAGGAAGAAGCGGAGGAGGAGGAGGUGGAGGAGGAUGAGGAGGAAAGGGAAGAGGAAGAGGAAGAGGACGAGGAAGAGGAUGAGGAGGAGGAAGAGGUCGGGGAAGAGGAGGGGAGAGCGGACGAGGAGGGAGAGGAGGAGGAAGACGAGGCAAAGAAGGAGCCCCAGCAACUGCAGCAGCAAGUGCGACAGCAGCAGCAGCAGCAGAGGCAGCAGCAGCAGCAGCAGCAGCAGCAAGCAGGGGGCGACAGCAGUUCUGAUGGGCUAUCAUCCGAGUCUCUCGAUUCUCCCAAGGGCGCUAGAGUGCACCCAGCACCCAUGUCCGCGACAGACAGUGCAGUGGUCGUGAAAAGCAAGGAGCGUGAGCAGCACACAGGGGGGGCAAGGAGAGAGGGAGCAGAAGCAGGGAGUCUUGACAUGGCAGGGACUCGUGCUGCUGCUCGUGCCACGUCGGACCGUUCCGAAGGAGGCUCCGCCUCUGCUGGUGGAGGAGCCACGGGCCCAGGUAGCAGUAAUCUUGACUUGUCAAACGCCAGGGGGGCAGCUGCAGGGACGGGUGCAGCAGGAGGAGUGACAGGCACGGGUACGGGUACGGGUUCAGGUUCAGCUGCUGCAAGGGCGGGGGGAGCGGGAGGCAGGAGGGGUCGUGGCAAGGGGGGGCAAGGAGGGGGCGGCGAGCGGGGGGAGCAGGGCAGGGUGCGGCAGCAGCGGAGUGGGAAGAGAGAAGCCGUGGGGCCUUAUGUUGGGAUGGCGCUAGACACAAGCGCGGCUGCUGGCAGUGCUGCUGCUGCUCUUGAGAACGCCGCUGCUGCUAGAGGGGCGCUGCGAGGGAGGGAGGCGGAGGUAAGUGGGGGAGAGACCCAGCAGAGCUGUGUGUCCAGGGGCAUUUCGGCUCCUACCCCUGCUCCUGCCUCUGCCCCUGCUCCUGCCUCUGCCCUUGCCCCUGCCCCUGCUCCUGCGUCCAGGACUGAGUUAGGACAGUCAGGACGGGGGCAAGGCGAUGGGAGAAGGGAAAGAGGGGGCUCGGGCAGUGGAAAGGAGAGAGAUGCGAAAUCUGGGAAGCAUGAGCAGCAGGGUGGGUCCCAGCUUGACCCUCCUCCCACCACCUCUGCUGCUGCUGCUGUGAACGGUGCUGCUUCUGUGGCCGAUGUUGCGUCUAGCGCCAAAGCUAGGGUGGUCGUGAUAGGAAGCAUGGUGGUUCCGUUGGUAGGGAAAAGCACUCCUGCUAACGCUCCUCCUCCUGCCGCUCCCCAUUCCACCUCCCAUCCCGUCAACACCAACGCUGCCACCAUCCCCUCUGUUUCUUCUGCUGCUGCAGCAGUGCAGCGUGCAGGUCCCAGUCCCCCUAGUGAGAAGCAUGCACAUGAGCAGCGCACACAAGCAGUACAGCAGGCAAUGAGUCACGAGCAGCAGCAGCAGCAGCAAGCAGAGGUGUCACUGCAGGUUCACGCCUCACAAUCUGAUCCCGAUGCUCGUCUGAGGGCUGCUCUGCUGCAUGCCCUGCGCCUCAUGAACAACCGCUGGGAUGCAGCCGUUUCGUCCCCGGCUACCACCAUCUUGCACCACAGCAUGUCCUCUCCCGCUGCCCCACCCGCCGCCGGCACUGCGUUCCUAGACCGCCUCUGGUCCCAGCUCAACCGCGCUCCCUCCCCUGCGAUGACUUCCUCUGCUAACCACACGGGCACCAGUGACAUCACCAGCAGCGCCGGCGCAGAUGUCAGCAGCAAUAUCGGCAGCGUUGAUUUAUCUGCUGCCUGCAGCAGUGUCAGCAGCAGGGAGAAUGGAGUUAAUGGUACCACCAGCAGCACUGGCAAGGACAUGUGGGGUACGGAAUUGCAGCCGGGUGCGAACUCUGUAGAGGGAGAAGGGACGGUACGUGGAACACUUGCUACUGUUGCUGCUGCUGCUGCUGGUGCUGCUGCUGCUCCUGCUGUUAAUGGGGGUGCGGGUGGAAGUGCCACUGCUGGUGGUUCUGGCGGAAGUGGUGGGGUUGGGGCUGGUGCUGGGAGUGCUGGCGGUGGGAGUGCUACUGCUGUUGCUGCUGGCGGCUCUCAAGCACGUGCGUCUAGCCGCAAGGAGUCAAGGACACGAGGCAAGAAGGGGGGGAGGUGA
Messenger RNA from Closterium sp. Naga37s-1, 4461 nucleotides. NCBI's taxonomy places the organism in Eukaryota, Viridiplantae, Streptophyta, Zygnematophyceae, Desmidiales, Closteriaceae. The record is from the annotation of a GenBank genome assembly.